This is a messenger RNA of Capronia epimyces CBS 606.96, 1383 nucleotides long. RefSeq lists its product as uncharacterized. Gene Ontology annotation, cellular component: nucleus. The transcript has a single exon. The coding region runs from base 1 to 1383 and encodes 460 amino acids. The record is from RefSeq and is a predicted model, not a curated record. Gene Ontology annotation, molecular function: DNA-binding transcription factor activity, RNA polymerase II-specific; DNA binding; zinc ion binding. NCBI's taxonomy places the organism in Eukaryota, Fungi, Ascomycota, Eurotiomycetes, Chaetothyriales, Herpotrichiellaceae. Gene Ontology annotation, biological process: aflatoxin biosynthetic process; regulation of DNA-templated transcription.
AUGGUCAAUAACUUCAGCCAGAGCCAGGUCAAGCUCCGUGACACGUGCGAAUCCUGCGCCGCGGCCAAGGUGCGAUGCUCCAAGGAGAAACCCGCGUGCUCUCGUUGCUCCAGCCGCGGCCUGAGGUGUGAGUAUGGUACGUCCCGGCGCAGCGGCCGAGCAUCUUCAAGUUCUCACAGCACGGCCGGUUACCAGCAGAAGAACCAGACCCAGACCCAGACCGCGAACGGCGACCGGUCCAAGUGCCCAAGUCAAAGUCAGUCACCCGGCGAGGGCAUGAUGCUCCGACCUGACGCGGUGGCCGUCAACCAAGACGAGUGGCUGGCGUCUCUCAUGGGCUUUCCGCCCGAUGAUCACGGGCCUGACACGUUCAACGACAUGAAUUCCGUCCCUAUGGAUGCAUCCAUGUCCAUGUCAACGACGUCGACCUCGAUCCAGGACAUGCCAGACUACCGCGAUCUCAUGUCGUAUCCCUUUGGCCCGGGCGGCGGCGACCCCCACACCAACACGACGACGAACACCAGCAUCGACGCCUUGUUCAACAUCAACGACCACGACCUCACGGCCAUGACGUGGGAGGGCCUCCAGGAACCGGAUCUGGACGGCCACGAUUGCCUGAGCAUCGCGCUGGACCUGUUCAAGCGAUGCAGUGCCACGGAUUCGUCCCCCACCACCUGUCCGCGCCGGCUGAGCUUCUCGCGCGAGACGCCGCCGCUGACGCUGGAGACGGUGGAUUCCAUCCACCAGCACAUGAUCGAGCCCUUGAGCAGGAUCCUGGACUGUAGCUGCAGCUCCAACGGCAGCCUGAUCACCAUCGUGUCGCUGGUCAUCUUCAAGAUCAUUGCAUGGUACGCUCGUGCCGCCAGUCUGUCACCGGCCGCCACCGCCGCCGGCCCUGGCAGCGGCCCUGGCAGCUCCGAGGGCAGCAGCAACAGCAGUAGCAGCAUGCCUCUUGACAGCCGCUUCUCGGUCACGGACCUGCUCGGCGCGUCGGAUUCCCAUGCCGGCUGCCGCGGUCUCAUGAACUGCACGGGCGCCGCAGGGGACAAGCGGGGCCGGGCCGCGGUGCGAGCCAUCCUCGAUGACCUCUACCGCGUGCAAGAUAUUGUCGACCGCUUCUCCGUCCGCGCCCAGACGGCCCGGCUGCAGGACAUGAAGGACGGCUCAGGCGCAGGCUCGGAUGCCAGGUACGGCCAGCACGGGUCGGGCGCGGCAGGGUCGGGCUCGGAUAUCCAGGCCGCCAUUUCUGGUCACCUGUUGCCACUGUCCAACACCUUGUCCGUACAGGUUCUCGCCGAGCUGCGCCGCCGGCUACGCGCGGUCUCGUUCGAGGUGGUGCAGACCUUACUACGAGGCUGCACCAAUUGCAAGGAACAAUCAUGA